Elephantulus edwardii (Cape elephant shrew) is the source of this 1365-nucleotide messenger RNA. RefSeq names its product family with sequence similarity 81, member B (gene FAM81B). Lineage: Eukaryota; Metazoa; Chordata; Mammalia; Macroscelidea; Macroscelididae. The coding region runs from base 1 to 1365 and encodes 454 amino acids. The transcript is spliced from 10 exons. The record is from RefSeq and is a predicted model, not a curated record.
AUGCUCCAGAAACAUGAAGACUCUCAUCAAGAGGAAAUAAAGUUUCCUUACUACUUUGACUUUCUAAGAGAGAGAAAUGAAACUUCUGACCUUUCAACAAUAAACAAAGCUGGAAAACCAAACGCCAUGAACCCAGACACAGAUGUAAACAAAAGUGCUUCUUCGGCAGCUGAGGAACAGCCAGAUGGACCUGAUGGCCCCCUUCCUGGCUCAAACAGUGGCCAAGAAAACAAAGUGAGGUUAUCUCCAGCCAAAAUGUCAACCAAGAAUUCUACAGAUCUAGUUGAAUACACUGGAAAGGGUCAUUCAUUCCUUCCUGCCAUUCAAAACACCCAGAGAAGUGAGCUAGAAGACAGACUAACCAAGCAGGAGCGCACCAUUGCCUUCCUCCUAGAACAAGCCUUCCGCAUCAAGGAGGACCUCUCUGCAUGUCUGCAGGGGACACAUGGCUUUCAGAAAGAGGAGUCACAUGCCAGGAAAUUACUAGAAUGUCACAUCCAUACCAUCACCAGCAUAGUAAAAAAACUCAACCAAAAUAUUGAGGUUUUAGAAAAUCAAGUAAGAGUUCGAGACCAGGUGGCCACUGGAACUAAUUUUGCUGUCCAAGAACUAAAUGCCAAGCACCUUCAAGGCGUUGGAGAUCUUCGUGGAAGAGUAGCCAGAUGUGAUUCAAGCAUUGUGAAGCUUUCCGGAGACCUUCACUUCAUUAGGCAGGAAUGCCGGCGAAUUGAGAACACAAUUCAAGAACUCCUGUCUUCCCUGGAAAUGGUUUCUAAAAGCUUGGAUGUGAAGGUAAUGCAGCUCUUAGGAAAGAUAGAGACUUCCAGUUCUCAGCAAAGCUCAAAUUUAAAGAUGAUCCAAGGGAAUUAUCACGAAGAAAUGAACCUUUUGGAGUUCAAAUUUAAUUCACUUUCAAAUAAACUCUAUGAAGAAGUUAAAAACAAUAGAAAAUGGACAGAAUCCCUGCUCAUCAAGCAUGAAACAGACCAGCUCGGCUAUAUAAAUAAUUGUCUGAAGCUCCUACAGGAAAAACUGGAACACUUGGAAAAUAAGACUGAAGAAAAAUUGCUGCAGCUUUCAACCAAAUUAGAAAAUUUCAUUAACACACAGAAACGGGAAGCAGAACUGCACAAAAUAAAACACGUAGAGAAUAAACUGUACAAAAAGAUGACCCAACUGGAAAAGCAGAUCUGGGAUGAAUUAGAGAAAAUGCAGACCGAAUACCAAUCAGGAUUUAAAUCGAUUCAUGACUCGCUCAGCUCCCUCCAACAAAUACAGAAAACCAAGAUGCAAUUAGAGAAACAUAAAGUCCAGAAAGACCUAAAGAAAUUACAGCGCAAGAUUGUGGAACUCCAAGAAGAUUAA